UCGUGUCUGUUGUCGUUCUGUCGACCAUCUAUUCGCGAAUGCGAUCGUGCUAAUCGCGAACGAAUGUAGAUAUUUUUUUUUACAAGUGCUCUCGUUCCACUUUUCGUUAAUUUUAUUAAUUUUUCUUAGUUCUGUGUUUUCUGUGCUGUGGUAAAUUUAGGUUCUUUUAAAGUGAAACAAAGGCAGUGGUUAUUGAAAGCGAUGGUUUUGUGAAUAUGAUGUCACGGUUAUUAAAUCCUUGAAAAAUAUGAGUGUUAGUGUUGAAGAGGUUUCGAGUCCUUUAUCCGAAGGGCAGAAUAGCGUUUUGGAAGCGAUCAAGUCGGAUAGUGAAAUAAACAAAAAUGACAGUGUUGAGGAAGAACAGAACCAAUCGGAACCAACUACACCCAAACCUCAUCCCAUGGCUUUCACAAUUGACUUUGGCGCCUCGAAACAGUUCGAUAACCGUAAACUUGAGGAGCUAGCGAAAAAGUCCCAGGCCCGUCACCAGCGGGUACAAUCGAUGUCUGCAAGUCAGUCGAGGCCCAGUCCUGUCUCCCAGAGACCACCUAUGAGCGCAAAACUUCCUCGAAAGGCGCAAGGUUAUAAUUCUGAGGGAUAUUUUUCGUCGGAUCAAGAAGACAGUGGGCUGUCGGGCUCUUUGAAACUUAGAAGAAGCCCCCUCGCUCAGAGUGAUCGCUCGAAUAUAACUAGUCCGGUAACAAAUAGACAAGUGAAAUCGCCUGUCAAUGACCUUCUCCAAUCCAAACGUACGUCCAAAAGUCCUAUAGUCGACAGCAUAAUGUCGAGAAGUGAUAAUUUUACGUCCCGUCAUGCCCUGAACUUACCUCUGAAGAGUUCAAACAGUUCCUAUAUAAGAGACGUUCAUAAAUCGCCGAGUUAUUGUAAUAUUAAUAAUAAACAUCCUAUGGAUAUUAUCGAUCAGAGUCCUGAAGGUGUUAUGCUGACAGAUAUUUCUAGCCCAGAGCUAGAUAUAUUAACUCCUGACAAUGGUUUGUCCACUCCAGAACAUUCUAAAAGUCCGUUGCGUAAAAGCAGAGCAUCAUCAGUGACACCGGAUUUAUUAUUUAAAAAGUGUCCACCUAAAUCAGAACCCCUGUACAUAGACGAUGAUGAUGAUGUUGAUGAAGAAUCUAAUCAUUCAUCGACUGGUACAUAUACUAUUGAAGGUGAUAACUAUACCGAGGAACAGAAAGCUAGAAUGAGCAUAGAUCGUACUUUCGGUACUAAUAUAUACAAUGAAGCUCUAGAAGUUGCUUUAAAUAAAACUAAAAAUGUUGAGAAUGAUCCUGAAAUAAUCUUCGACUUUCCCAAUCCUCAAAAAGUUAUCACUAAAGAACCACGAAGAGACAUCUGCCUUAGGGCACCAGUCUCAUCCAAUAAAGAUAAUGAGCUACAAAAAGUUUCGAAAGAUAAAAAUGUAUUAGAAAUAUCAUGUUGCUACGAAUCACCUAAUGAAAGUGACUUGGCUUUACAAACGACAAAGCAGAUAAAAUCCACACGGAGCUAUUUAGAAAAGAUAAAGAAUAGAGUCCGGACAAUAACAGAAAAAACAUUCUCAAAAUCACCUCCUAAGCACGAUGAAGACGCUGAUGAGGGGAUGUUUACAUCGGUCACAACAUCAGGGGUUCUCAGCUCAAAGUAUCCGUUGAAAAUUGAAAUGCCGAGCCGUAGACGGUGCAGCUUGACCAAAUCGGAUAUAGAUCAGACGGAUUAUGUACAUAGACUGUCACGAGAAUCCUCAGUGCCAGUUUCAUUACCGAGUAACAAAGGUGUUCUUGAUGAUGCUAAAUUUGAAAGCACGGCUUUAAGGAAUGCCCAAAAAGUCUUAACAGAUAGUAAUUCAGAUAUAACGACUGACCAAGUAGUGGGUAAAUUAUCUUAUUUGAGCUUAAAUAGGUGUAAAGGUGAUAAAACCUGGAUUCAGGACUGGGCUGACAGUGUUAAGAAGUAUAAUAAUAAUACAUUUGGAAAAGAAUCUGAUUUGAAUACCACAAUUUCAAUUGAAGACCGUCCCCCGAUCAGUCCUAGAUUGAUACCUGGGAAGGCCCGUAGUCCGCACGGCACGCCUACCAAGAUACCGAGCCCCGUCGGUACACUGCUACACCGCAGGACACCGGAUCUCAUACCUCCUCAAGACACGGAGUCUUACUUGCUCAAAACACAAAAUGCGAUCACUAACCUCCAAGCCAAGCUGCACUCCACCCGAGCGAAUAACUCUCACAUUCCAAACCCAUUAACCACAAGUUUGAUCAGCGAUAAGACGCUAGUCUCAAGAUUGCCACUGUCACAACUAAGCAGGUCGAAUUCACUAAACUACCGUCUACGAAGGAAAGACAAUUCCGGUGACAGCAGUCCCUUAAGAAGUCCAGGAAAUUACGUCAUAACGGGAUCAUCAAAAAUACCGGAAAGCACCAAAAUACUCCUCAACACCGCUUCGAGAUCUCUCGACCAAGACACGCGUCAUGAUUCCAACAUGAAUAGUCCAAGUUCCGAUAAAGGUUUGUUAAGCAACAGUUCAGAUGACAAAACGUUGUCAAAUAGACCGCAAUACAACGUCGAUGCGAUCCUAUCACCUCACAGGAAAACUCAUACGCGGCACAGGUCGUUCGAUGGUCGGAAUCCCGCGGAUUUAUUCGCAAAUGAUGUUAAUAAUGCGAAUAAAACUGUCUGUUUAAAGACGGUCUUGAAAAACAAUGCCUUAGAAGCAAAAACCUUUCGAAUCGACCAAACGCGUUGUCAAGGUGAUCUGAAGAAAAACCAUCAAAGAGUAUACAGCGAUGGCAGGCCAAAUAAAUCCUUAUACAGCCCCAAUACAGCUUUCGGAACAUCCAUUAGGCGUUCCAGUUCAUUCAGUACCGUCAACAGAAACAAUAAUCACAUUGAACCGCGAUUGGUAUCACGAAGGUCGAGCGGUCAGUCCGAGGAAUAUAAAGAUUAUUCCGACGAAUCGGACAACGGGUCGUUCGAAAAAUCGCAAGAUUUGAGAUUCAAGAGACAAGUUCAUAGAGGCAGGGUAGAGUAUCCGGAUUUAAAAUCCAUCGUACCAUCAAAUUCCCCGAGGUGUCCUAAUACGCCUGAGAUGCAGAGAAAAUUCGGACCGGGAUUGGUCAGGAAUUCAGUCAGAGUGACCAGUAAGGAGCGGGGAUUAAACACGAGGAUGUCGGAACCGCCAAUCUCGAGAGAGGAAAGGACUAAGCCAGCCAAUCACCAGAGUCGCAGGAUAUCUGAGCCAACGAGACAGGCAGUUUUAAAUAGACUUACUAAAUCCAGAUCAUCUACAAGGGAAGUUCAUUCUAAACAUCAGGAUAAAGGACAAAAGAAACCAAGUCAAUAUCGUUCAUCAUCGGCCCUCGCUACAAAAGAAAUGGAGUUCUCCAAUUGGAAGAAGAGAUCGUCCUAUGAUCCAAUGAAAGCGGCGCAAGAGGGUAGAAAGAAACAGCAGAUGGCGAGACGGCAGGAGUGCAACAAGGACGACCUCAGUUCGCCCAGUCAUUCGUCACCCGUUCAUCGUUCACAAUCUUUCCACACAACGAACAUUGCUGACCUGACCCUGGAUUACUCAUCGGAGGAAACUGAAGAUGACCAGAUACUCUCAACACUACCAAUCGACCCCAUGAUCACAUCAACCCAUUCAGAUAUACUGGACCUGAGGAAAGAUCUGAGGAGGCAGGAGGUAGUGCUGGCGAGGGAUUAUGUCACCAAUUUCCAUGUAAAUCAACCUGCAGAGAAACUAAAACGUCGUGACGAUAAACGGAAAUAUCACGACGACACCAAAGAUACAGACUACAAGGAGGCCAUAGACAAGAGGAAAACUUUCAUUCUGGACAGCGACACGAACUCCACGACCAACGGCAGCAGUCCGCGGAACUCGUCCAUAUUCAGUCACGAGAAGAACUCUCUGCACACGAGCGACACGGAGGGCGAGAGCGGCCCCGAGAGCGCGCCCGUGCUGCGCCGCCAGAAGAAGGCGCCCGUGCAGCCCAAGCAGAGGUACAGCGGUGACUAUUCAAUGUCAUCGUCAACCACCUCGAUAAGUCACAAGAAGCCAAAAGAAAUCCAGCCUAGAUACUUAGACAUAUCUAAAUAUAAGUCUGAAAAUUCGCCGAAGAACUUCCUGAGGAGAGAUCCGAGUAAGACUUAUGUGGGAGUGCUGAAUCAUUGUGAGAAGAAGGAAGUCAGCAAGGGUAGUGCUCAGCACUACGAAAUGGAACAAAAGAAACAGGAACUAGAGAAGUGGAAAAGACGAGCUUCUUACGACCCGCGCAAGGCGGCCGCGCUCGCUAAGAAUAAGGCGCCGCCCAAGACCGCCAGGUACUGGAAUAUAGAAGAGCGUGACAGAUGUCAAAAUGCAUGCAAUUCUGGAUAAAGUGUCAAUGGCAGCCAUCUUGUUGAGUAACGUCCUGCGCUCGCAGUCGUUCCACGGGCCGGUGCUGUGCGCGGCGCGCGUCCCCCCGCGCGCCCCGCGGCCCCCGCCCGCCCUCGCAGAGACCGGCGACGCCUCGAGCGAUAACGACUUCUAGACGACCGACGAGCGCCACGUGCGUCACUCCGACCGCUGGAUGGAACCAAAUGUAUAAUCUGCAGUAAC
Messenger RNA from Vanessa atalanta (red admiral), 4591 nucleotides. RefSeq lists its product as uncharacterized. The transcript has 11 exons. The coding region runs from base 248 to 4369 and encodes 1373 amino acids. NCBI's taxonomy places the organism in Eukaryota, Metazoa, Arthropoda, Insecta, Lepidoptera, Nymphalidae. The record is from RefSeq and is a predicted model, not a curated record.